GCUCACUCCCUCGUCUCAUUACUAGUUUACUAAUUACUACCCCUUCACCUCUCUGUCUCCUCACUGCAGUCUCAAGUGUACGCUUUCCACUGCUCUCUGCAGAUCUCAUUCUCUUUCUUCGGAACCUUCCAGAAAUGCAGCCUCUCCGGCCGGCGAAUCUUGCGGCCCUAGCGGCAGCGCUACUCCUCUUAGCCGCCGCCACAACCCAUGCACACAACAUUACCCGCAUUUUGGAGAAGCACCCCGACUUCUCCACCUUUAACAAGUACCUAACACUAACUCACCUUGCGCCGGAGAUCAACCGGCGAAUCACCAUAACCGUGUGCGCCAUCGACAACACCGCCAUGAACGAGCUGCUCUCGAAGCACCCUUCCAUCUACACUCUGAAGAACAUCCUGUCCCUCCACGUCCUCCUCGACUACUUCGGCGCCAAGAAGCUCCACCAGAUCACCAACGGCACCGCCCUCGCCGCCACCAUGUUUCAGGCCACCGGAACCGCCCCCGGCUCCACGGGAUUCGUCAACAUCACCGACCUCCGCGGCCUUCUGAAGGCAUUCCUACCAAAGUAUAAGAACCUAACUGCAGCUGGGAAGGCGUCGUUGCUGGAGUACCAUGCUACGCCUGUUUAUGAGAGCAUGGCUAUGUUGAAGUCAAACAAUGGUUUGAUGAACACGCUUGCUACCGAUGGAGCCAGCAAGUUCGACUUCACCGUGCAGAAUGACGGUGAUCAAGUCACGCUCAAGACCAAGAUUGUUACUGCCAAGAUCACUGGCACGCUCAUUGACGAAGACCCGCUCGCGAUCUACACCAUUGAUAAGGUUCUGCUUCCCAGGGAGCUUUUCAAGGCCCUGGCUCCGUCUCCUUCGCCCUCGCCCGCUCCGGAACCAGCCGCCGCCGACGCUCCUGCAUCCCCGAAGAAAGGGGGAAAGAAGAAGAAGCAGAAGGCAGCCGACGCGCCGGCAGAUGAGGAAUCAGCGCCUGCGGAUUCGCCCAGUGAUGCCGCCGAUGAGAGCGCUGACGACGGUAACGGCGCCGUUAGGUUUGACGGCGUCAGGUACGGUAACGUCAUCUUCGUGGUUAUGGCUUUGUGCUUUGGGUUUUCAUUGCUGUAAACUGUGAGUUCUGUAAUAAAAAGACAAAAAAAAAAAAAGACAAAAAAAAAGUUUCUUAAAUUAUAUGUGUUGCUUUAAUAUUUUUCUUACAAGAAAAAGAGAAAUUUUUAGUCAUUUUUUAUUAUAGUUAGGAAAUAAAGGGAAUUUGAAAUGCUGUUUCCUUUAUUACUGUAUUUUUAUUCGGUGUCUUUUGUAGUGCGUGUAUUUUUAGCUGAUUAUUACCAUUGUAGUUUUCUAUUUGUUGCUGAUGUAAUUUAUUUUUGGUGGUGUGUGAUUUGAAUGUAAGCGAAUGCGUAAGUGAGCUUGUGAAGCUGAAAAUUGAGUUUAUGUACCCAUUCAAUUUUAUAGCUUACUUUGUCAUAUUGAGACA
Molecule: messenger RNA, 1482 nt
Organism: Arachis ipaensis
Lineage: Eukaryota; Viridiplantae; Streptophyta; Magnoliopsida; Fabales; Fabaceae
Source: RefSeq, a predicted model, not a curated record